Molecule: messenger RNA, 951 nt
Organism: Cyphomyrmex costatus
Lineage: Eukaryota; Metazoa; Arthropoda; Insecta; Hymenoptera; Formicidae
Product: dystrophin
Exons: 7
Biological process (GO): synaptic signaling
Cellular component (GO): plasma membrane
Molecular function (GO): zinc ion binding
Source: RefSeq, a predicted model, not a curated record
AAUAUUUAAACUACAAAGUUAUGUUGAGAUGACAGAGACUAAGUGUCAAACAAUUCAGAGUGACAAUAUUCCAUCAUGGAAAGUAUCAUGCGGUCUAUGCAAGAGUGCAAUGCUAUUCGUUAUCCAUCAUAUAGAACUGCUGCAAAAAUGCAAAUAUUACAUAGAGAAUUGAAUAUGAUACAUGUACAGCUGGAAUUAAUAGCAGGAGUAUUUGAACGUCAUAGGCUGUCCAUCACUGAAAAUUGUGUCAACUUAGACCCAAGUGAAAUUGAGGAUGUUCUAUCUGACAUCUAUUUUGCUGCGCAGAAAGAAAGUAAUUUCAAUUUUGACGUUGAUCUUGUAACCAAGCUUGCCACAAGUUAUAUCCUGAAUACUUUUGACAAACAAAAUACUGGAAACAUUUUAGUGUUUUCAGUAAAAGUUGCAUUAGUAUUGCUGUGUAGUGGUAAAUUACAAGAAAAAUAUGGAUAUCUAUAUCAACAAUUGGCUGAUCACAAUGCGUGUUUAUCUCGAGCUGGUUUGCAUACCUUAUUAACAAAUAUCUGCAAAAUAACAGAAAUGCUAGGAGAAAAUAUAGCGUAUGGAUAUGAACAGAUUCAGUCACAUAUAGAUGCCUGUUUUAUAAAGUCUCAGGGUGGUCUUGGGAUUACUGAAGUAGAAUUUGCUGCAUGGAUUAUGCAAGAACCUCCAUUAUUAGUCUGGAUAACAACAUUCAAUCGAAUAAAAUCUGCAGAACAUAUUGUACAUAAUAUCAGAUGUUCCUCAUGUAAAGUAACACCGGUACAGGGACCAAGAUACACAUGUUUAAAAUGUACGGGAUAUCAUCAAUGCCAGGACUGUUUUCUCUUAGGAAAAAUAUCAAAUAAACAUAAAUUGAAACAUCCAAUUCGUGAAUUUUGUGUGAAGACUUCACAUCGUGAAAUUACAAAGCUGAUUCUUGAACUGAUCAGA